Haemonchus placei is the source of this 306-nucleotide messenger RNA. NCBI's taxonomy places the organism in Eukaryota, Metazoa, Nematoda, Chromadorea, Rhabditida, Trichostrongylidae. The record is from the annotation of a GenBank genome assembly.
CAUACUGUAUCUCGGCUAUCGCAACGAGAAGCUUUAACAAACGAGCGUGUUGCGCUAGAAGAGCAAGUUAACCUACUGACUUCUCAAGUCGCUGAAUUACGAACUGAAAUCGAGCACCUCUCGGCCGAGUUAGAAGCGACAGGCUACGAAGGACUGCUCCACGAAACUCGACGCUCUCUCAUGAUAUCAAUGAAGGAUGAGUACACAAAGAUGAAAAAUGAGCUGUUACGUCUCAGACUUGCUAAUCAUGCGUUACGCAUUCGCACCCGAAAUGCCCUCGAAACAUUCAAGCUGACGAAGCCCUAG